Molecule: messenger RNA, 1518 nt
Organism: Aspergillus puulaauensis
Lineage: Eukaryota; Fungi; Ascomycota; Eurotiomycetes; Eurotiales; Aspergillaceae
Product: MFS transporter
Exons: 5
Coding region: 1-1518 (505 amino acids)
Biological process (GO): transmembrane transport
Molecular function (GO): transmembrane transporter activity
Source: RefSeq, a predicted model, not a curated record
AUGUUGAAUUUAUCCCAGAACCACAGGGACCAUUCGCUGGAGCCGGAGUCCGGACAGCUUCUCGAGGACAGACCAACUCCAUCCAAUCCAGAAUACUAUUCAAAGCUGGUAACCUGGUCAUCCCCCUCCGACCCAACAAACCCCCUAAACUGGACCCUAAAACGAAAAUGGUCUGCCACGGUGCUGGUCUCCUGCUUCACCUUCAUCUCCCCAGUCUCGUCUACAAUGGUCGCGCCCGCCCUGGACCAGAUAGCGAGCGACUUCACCAUCACCUCCAGCAUCGAGCGGUACCUCGUCAUGUCGAUCUUCCUGCUCGCGUACGCGCUGGGCCCCUUUAUCCUGGCCCCGCUGUCGGAGAUGUACGGGCGCGUGGUGAUUCUGCAGUCCGCGAAUAUGGUGUAUCUGGUGUUUAAUACGGUCUGUGGGUUUGCGACUUCGAAACAGCAGAUGCUUGCGUUUCGGUUUUUGAGUGGCCUUGGGGGGAGUGCGCCGCAGGCUAUUGGGGGAGGCGUCUUGAGUGACUGCUGGAGGAAGAACGAGCGAGGGUCUGCGACGGCUGUUUACAGUGUGAUGCCAUUCAUAGGGCCUGCGGUUGGACCGAUAGCCGGCGGAUACCUCACCCAGUACAUGUCGUGGCGCUGGAUAUUCUGGAUCGUGUCAAUGGCCGACGCCGUAGUCCAGAUUCUAUCCUUCCUGUUCCUGCGCGAGACAUACGCCCCUAAAAUCCUGGCAGCCAAGAAGAAGAAGCUGCAAAAGGAGACCGGUAACCAGAUGCUGUAUACCGAGUACGACGAGCCAGACCGCACAUUUCCCCAGCUUCUUCGGAAGAACCUUAUCAGGCCUUUUCGGAUGCUGUUUACCCAGCCUGCGAUUCAGGCUAUUGCGCUAUACCGCGGGUAUCAGUAUGGACUGAUGUAUCUUGUUCUGGCUUCAUUUCCUACGGUGUGGGAGGGGACGUAUAACGAGAGUAAAGGGACGGCGAGUCUGAAUUAUCUCUCUCUAGGUGUUGGAUUUGUUAUUGGACUACAGUUCUGCGGUCGUCUUAUUGAUAUUGUAUAUCAACGCCUCGCUAAGCACUACAACAACAACGGCAUCCCCGAAUACCGCAUCCCCCUCAUGAUCCCCGGCGGUCUCAUCGUCCCCAUCGGCCUCUUCAUCUACGGCUGGACAGCAGAAUACCAAACGCACUGGAUAGCGCCUAACAUCGGCGCCGCCCUCUUCGCCAUCGGCCUGAUCAUUACCUUCCAAUGCUGCCAGACCUACGUGAUCGACGCUUACACCAGAUAUGCAGCAAGCGCGACGGGGGUGACGGCGUUUGUGCGGACAAUGGCGGGCUUCAGUUUUCCGCUUUUUGCGGAUGGGCUGUAUCGUGCUCUGGGGUUGGGAUGGGGGAAUAGUUUGUUGGGGUUUAUUAGUCUGGGGAUGGGGGUUGUGGCGCCGGCGAUGUUGUGGUUUUGGGGGGAGUGGAUGAGGGAGAAGAGUCCUUAUUGUGCGGGGGAUGAGACCAGUCAUGUUUGA